AUGGUUGCCCUGCUCUGGCCCUUGGUGGUCACUGGUUUACAUGAUGUGAUCCGAUGCCGAGGUGCGCAUGCCCACUAAGAGGACGCAGCGGCUCCAUGUGUGUUGAGGCGCAUUAUUUGGCAACAGACGCGGCAGUGGGGAGGGCCGAAAAAAAAAAAAAAGAGGAUAUCCCCUGGAUUUCAAAAAAAGCAACGAUUUAUCGAGGUUAACUGCAGAUUAAACAUUCCCCGGUCGACCAUCGGUGAAGAAGAGGGGACAAAGCUUCAAAGGAAUGUCUGAGGAGGCUGUCCGCCAGACACGCAGCCAAAAGAGGGCUCUGGAGAGGGAGGCUGCUCCACAAUCCGUGGAACUUUCCAACGCUGACAAUGACAGCAAAAAACCCAAGCUGGACCCAUCCGAACCUCCAGCAGGGGCACAAACUAAAUCUAAGCCGGACCUUUUGCCGGCGCAGGACAUUGAGCUCCGGACUAGACCUGGUUCUGAUCACGAGCAGGAGCCGGAGCAGGACAGGUUGCCGUUAUCUUUAGUGUCACCCUUGGCUUCACAGCUGAUGAAGGAUGAUCAGGAUCGAACACAGAGACAGCAGACAGCUGAACCCGGCUCAGACAAUCGAACUGACUGCAAUGACAAAGCCAGUCGGGCCAAGACGGAGCCGGCCAUGGACACACGGAGCCGGGUCCGGCAGACGGAGGCGAAGGUGUCGAGCGGCAUGCUGGCUGCGGGCGAGGUGAAGGCCACUAUUAAAGUAGAAGUUCAGACGGAGCAGCCAGUGGACAUGAGCACCUCCAGGGGCAGCAUCAAAAAGGAGAAGCGCCCUCCAUCUCCUGAAGAUGAUGACGUCAUCAUCUUGUCUGAUAACGACUCCCCCAGUCCUCCGAUGAACGGCCUGAGCCACUUUAAAGAGCUGGACACAGACCUUCUAAUGAAGAGCAGUCCAGCGGAAAGGAAGCAUAUCAUUAAGCAGCUGAAGGAGGAGCUGAGACUGGAGGAGGCCAAGCUGGUGCUGCUGAAGAAACUUCGACAGAGCCAAAUACAGAGGGACAACUUGCAGAAGCCUUCAGGUUUGUCCGGUUCCUCUGCCCCGCCACCUCUAAUUCGAGGAACUAGUGCAAGCAAUAAAAGCUCUCCACAGAUUCUGACAGGAAGAAGUUCAGGCACGGUUAUUCCACCACCACUGGUUCGAGGAGGCCAGCAGGCUUCUUCUAAACAUGGCUCCCAGAUCAUUAUGCCACCUCUGGUUAGGGGGGCCCAGCCCAUCUCUGUAUCUCCACAGCAGAUCCAGGCCCUCCGCCAACAGCAACAGCAGCAGCAGUUGGCUGCAACGGGAGGUUCAGGAUCAGGACCUCCUCCUCUGCUGUUGGGCCCCAGGACCUCGGCCCCCGCAGCCCAGAGAGGCCUGGUCCAAUCAGGCCUCAUCAGAAUCGGCAGUAGUGCAAACACACUGGUGUCACCGAGCGGGUUGAAGGGCUCCUCCUCAGGAAGCAGCAACGUGUCGGUGGUGAGCGUUAACGACUCUCCUGCCAGCCGCCAAGCAGCAGCUAAACUCGCCCUGCGAAAGCAACUGGAGAAGACUCUCCUGGAGAUCCCCCCACCCAAGCCACCUGCGCCAGAGUUCAACUUCCUGCCCUCAGCAGCCAAUAAUGAGUUCAUCUACCUGGUGGGGCUGGAGGAAGUGGUCCAGAACCUGCUUGAUACCAUCCAUAGAAGUAAGACAGGUUUACAUCUGUCAAAGGCCAUCCUCCGAGACCCUUUCAUCUGCACCCAAUGCAAUACUGACUUCACCUGUCGUUGGAGGCAGGACAAGGCUAAAGGCGGGGCCGUGCUCUGCGAAGACUGCAUGUCCUCCAAUCAGAAAAAGGCUUUAAAAGCGGAGCAUACCAAUAGGCUGAAAGCUGCGUUUGUCAAAGCGCUGCAGCAAGAGCAAGAAAUAGAGCAGCGCAUUAUCCAGCAGGCAUCCUCSCCAGUUUCUCACAGUACCUCGUCAUCCUCUUCAUCUGCCACUUCGUCGCUGAAGGCAGAGCAGCUGGUGUCUCAGCAGCUAAAACAGGCCAGAGUGUCGUCCCUCCAGCACCACCACCAGGCCAGCCGAGGAGCCAGCAUCAUCCAUCAUCACUCCAUCAAGAGCUCGCAGGGCCACCUGUCCCACGGCGUCUCGUCGGUGGGGCUGCGAGGUGUCCCCCACUCCUUCUCGUCCUCCUCCCAGCUGCAGAGCGCAGUGGCGGCCGCGGCUCUGGUCAGCCGGCCAGGUAAGCAUGCCCAUGUUUCCCACCGCUCUGUGCAGAGUGCAAAGGUGAGCAGCACUGGGAUCAGCGGCGGCAAGAGUGUCAGCGGAGGCAGUGCCUCAUCCACUGCAUGGAAGAAGCAGAGCAACAGCAACGCAGGUGUGACCAUGGCCUACGUGAACCCCAGCCUGACAGGCCACAAGACCUCAGCGACCGUGGACGCCCGUCAGAGGGAGUACCUGCUGGACAUGAUCCCCUCUCGGUCUUCGAUUUCGCAGACGGCAAACACGUGGAAAUGAUGUGGUUCCAAGGCACUCCUCCAUUCAGAUGUCAUGUCCAAGGUUCCUCAGCUCCAAUAAUAAGGUCCACAGCACCCCCUGCAGGACUGUUAGGCAGUUACAAUCCUUAAAAGUGAAGAAACGUUCCUUAAACACCUUUUUGUAUAAUUUUAUGUUUUAGUUUUCAUUUAUUUUUAUUUUUUUUAAGUUCACUGUUUUGGUAAUUAUGCAGAAACUGUUUUGAUUUGACUGGGAUAAAAGAAAAGAAAAAAACUACUUGAAGGGCUUCCUCUGAGCUCUGUCCUCCAGACUGAGUCAUUAAAUUGUGUGAUAAGAGGCUACGUCUGCUGUGAGUACCAUGAUUAUAAAUGAGUACUCUGUUUUAGGCUUUUAGCCUUUUCUGCCAUUAUAUGGGUCAGAUGGACCCAAGAUUUUGACACUUGAAUGAUUGUCAUACCCCAAGAGUUCAUGUUAAACAAAAACAUUUAUUUUAGGUAGAAAGUGAAAAAAUAAAUAUUCAAGUUGUAAAAAUUUCCAUUACAUCACCUGUGUAGUUAAAGGUUUGACUUUAUUUUGCAUUUACAGUAAGUUAUUUUGUUUUGAACUGGUGUUUAAAUCACUCAGUAUAAUGUGGUUUCCACCGAUGAAGAGUUAAUUCUCACUUCCUAUUUUUUUUCUGUUUUCCCAUUUAACAGCAUGCCUACCCUCACAUCUGUUUUGCACCUUAGCUUGAAAAAGCUCGGUGUCAUUGCUUAUUUCAUCUGUAAUUACCAUCUGUAAUUUGCUUAUUUUAUAAUAAUGUCGACAUUGUAAGAUUAUUUUAGUUGUUACGUCAUUACAGAGAAUUUGCAAACUCUGAAAGGAGCUAUUUUCGCCACACUGGAGCCAGAGAUUUUGCCUCAGAUGUUUAUCAGUAAUCCGGGAUAAACGCUGACACAAGCCGGUUUCCUAAAAAAUAAAACUUAACAGCAUCAACAACGACACAAGAACAACUUGAAUUCCUCACCAUGUUGCAUCAUUUCUCUGCUUUCCAUUAAUCUUAAUUACAUUGUUCAAAGUUAUGUUAAAACUUUGGUUUACUUUUUUCCUAGCUCCUAAAGAAAUAAUAAAAAUAUAUAAAUUUUAAA
This is a messenger RNA of Austrofundulus limnaeus, 3627 nucleotides long. RefSeq names its product transcriptional repressor p66-alpha. Lineage: Eukaryota; Metazoa; Chordata; Actinopteri; Cyprinodontiformes; Rivulidae. The transcript is spliced from 11 exons. Gene Ontology annotation, molecular function: sequence-specific DNA binding. Gene Ontology annotation, cellular component: NuRD complex. The coding region runs from base 272 to 2521 and encodes 749 amino acids. The record is from RefSeq and is a predicted model, not a curated record. Gene Ontology annotation, biological process: negative regulation of transcription by RNA polymerase II.